Messenger RNA from Oncorhynchus keta (chum salmon), 4036 nucleotides. RefSeq names its product protein prenyltransferase alpha subunit repeat-containing protein 1-like. Lineage: Eukaryota; Metazoa; Chordata; Actinopteri; Salmoniformes; Salmonidae. The coding region runs from base 63 to 1493 and encodes 476 amino acids. Gene Ontology annotation, biological process: protein prenylation. Gene Ontology annotation, molecular function: protein prenyltransferase activity. The transcript has 7 exons. The record is from RefSeq and is a predicted model, not a curated record. Gene Ontology annotation, cellular component: cytoplasm.
UGUUAAUUUUUAAUGACCCGGAUGAAUUUGAGAUAAUCCGUUGACGUCAUCAGUGUACAAAAAUGGCAGAGACGGAGAACGAGGUGGAGGUAUUGGUUCAGAGAGUUGUAAAAGAUAUCAAUAACGCCUUCAAGAGAAACCCGAAUAUUGAUGAGAUAGGUCUGAUCCCGUGUCCAGAGGUCAGGUAUAACCGCAGCCCCAUCGUGCUGGUAGAGAACAAGCUGGGGGUGGAGAGCUGGUGUGUCAAAUACCUGCUACCCUACGUCCACAACAAGCUACUGCUCUACAGGCAGCGCAAACAGUGGCUGGAUAGGGAAGCUCUGGUAGACAUCACCUGCACUCUGCUACUGCUCAACCCAGACUUCACCACUGCUUGGAAUGUCAGGAAGGAACUGCUACAAUGUGGAGCCCUGAGUCCAGAGAGAGACCUGUACCUGGGAAAACUGGCCCUCACCAAGUUCCCCAAGAGCCCUGAGACAUGGAUACACAGACGCUGGAUACUACAGCAGGUGUUACGGGAGUGCUCUUCCCCCGGGCCGGACAGGAAGGAGCAGGGGGACGGUGAUCGGCAUGACGCAGCAGAGAAGACGCGUCUGAGUGAGCACCUCCACAGGGUCCUACACGAAGAGAUGAAGGUGUGUGCCGACGCCGCCGGCCGUUACCCUAGCAACUACAAUGCCUGGUCGCAUCGUAUCUGGGUUCUGCAGAACAUGGCCCCGGGCAACCUCAAGGUCCUCCAUGAUGAGCUCUCCUCUAUGCGUCAGUGGGUCUCCAUGCACGUGUCGGACCACAGUGGCUUCCACUACCGCCAGUUCCUGCUCAAGGCCCUGGUCAGGGAGCUCAGCCAGUCCCUGUCCUCCUCCUCCUCUCCCCAGCACUACCAUCCUCAGCCCAGCUCUAACCCUAGCCACAGCCCCCACAAAGCCAACCCCCACCACCAGGCCAACGGAGAGGCCACAGCAGCAGCCCCCUGCCCCUCUCCCCCCUCCCCAGAGGACCUGGCCUCGGUGCCGGCAUUGCCCCAGCUCUUCCACCAGGAGGUGGAACUAUGUACUGACCUCAUCAAGUCCUUCCCCGGACACGAGACACUCUGGUGUCACAGGCGACACGUCUUCUACCUCUGGCACCACUGGAGGAGGGACCACCACUACGGCCAGGGCUUCGGCAGCGAGUCUCCCCAACCGAACCACACCGAUGCUGGGCUGAGCAGCCACCCUCACACGGCCUGCCCUGGAGGUGUGGGUCUAGACAGGGUGCAGCGCAGGAAUGGACAGGCUCAGGAGGGUCAGGAUGCCAUGGAAGUGGAUGGGGUUGGGGUCCCGGACCCCCGUGACACCAAGCGCCUGAAGAGGGGUCCCCCUGGCCCCUGCCCCCCUGCUCUGCCCUCAGAGCACAGCUUCGUAGCCAGUGUCCUGGACAGCUGCCACUCCCCUGAGCAGGGACGCUUCGCCCUCGCAUACAGGAAGUGGUUGGACUCUGUUAUUGGUCAGUGAGAUAUAGACUAACUCUGUCAUUGGUCAGUGAGAGGAUAUACUUCCUGUUCCACCGGAGAUGGGCAGCGGUUAGAAGUUGCCCACCUGCACAGCUCUAGCAUCCUCUCACCCUUACACAACCCCUAAACUUAACCAUUAGGGCGAGAACUACUAAGAACUGUCCCUAGAUCAGCGUCUAGUGGCUGGUCAAUUCAUCCUAUUCUUCAAUAGUCGUGAAGGGGGCUGGGGGUCUCUGAUAGGUCAAGUAAUUUGUGGCCCCUCCCAAAAAUGCCUGGACUCUGAUUCAUCCGCAGAGCUUUGUCUGGGAAUGGAUAUCUGAGAAGGGCUAUUCUCUGGAAUAGUACAGUGUGUCACCUUGGCCUGUUUGUCUGUUUGUAGUUCAGGUCUCUCUCAAUGUUAGGGACUAGAACAACCAUUCUGUCAGUCCUUUUAGUUGUUUCACUUAUGAGAUCCAUGUCUCGGUUUCAUUCAUCGUGUCAUUCCUUUUGUUCUCCCACUAACUGUAGAAGAAUAGCCUAUGUGAAGCUGCCAUUGCCAUGGUUAUCCAUCACUAAUCUUGUCGUUUUCUAGUCAGUUCUGCUGACUACUUUGAGAUGAGCAGUGCAGCAAAUAAUGAAUUGUCAACAUACAAAAACAAAGAAGGAAAAACUAGUCAAGCCAAUACUGAUGUGUUGCUACGGACAACCGUACAACUAAAAAACCUUAAGACGGAGCACAAUCAUGAACCAACCAAACUCGUAAGACCCUAUGAUCCGUACAAGUUAGCCGUCAUAGUGUUAUAGUGUGCUCUAAAAUAUGGAGUAUGACUAGAUUCUAAAAUACAAUUUUCACAUUCAUUUAUUCAACAUUAACUACCCCCUUUUAGUUCAUGUUAAGACGUGUUUGGAACAAUAUACUCUUCUAGUACAUCACAUUUCCAGAGUGGGCUCUCUGAUCAUACCUUCAAAUUGAGCAAUGUUAUUAUCACCACCAGCACAUUGAAUGGGAAAUGGAUUCAAAGGGAACGCCCUCUGCUGGUGACUUGCUGAAUGUGCAAUCCUAAAGAAGGGCUGCGAUUGGUUCAUGACCUAUGUCAAUUUCUGUGUAAAAUGAGUCUUAUUAUUAAAAGUACCAGAGAUCCAACUAUGGAAAUGUGAUGUUUGAAGAGUAUAUUGUUAUUUUUUUAUUGUUGAAAAAUCAAUAAGGGUAGUAGUUGAGAUUAAUAUUUUUUAUGUUGAAUAAAUGAAUGUGAAAAUGUGUUUCAGAACACGAAGGACUAUAACGACAUCAAGAUGUCUGUAUCGUGUACGGUUCACAGAUCAUAGGUUCUUACAGGAGGCAUGUAGAAGUCUAAAAAGGGCCUUAUUCAAUUAAAUUUCAACCUGAUUUUCUAUUUAAAAAAAUGGUUUGUUACAAAUGUUAAUAAACAUACUUCCUCCCAGUGGAGUUCCUAUGUGAGACCAAUCUGAGAUACCAAAAAAAAACAUUUCACACACCUGCUGCUGUGGAAUUGCCCUUUAUAGGUUUGAGCUUCAUUGGUGUGUGUCCCACAUGGCACCCUAUUCCCUUCUUCGCGCACUACUACCCAUAUGGCUCUGGUUAAAAGUAGUGCACUAUAUAGAGAAUAGGGUGUCAUUUGGGAGGCACCCUAUUGACUCUCCAGGAGUGGUUGCUGUUUUGUUUCUGUCUGUUCUGUUUCACCCUGUUAGUGGUACUUACUCUUAGUGAUCAAAUCAAACUUUUAUCAGUCACAUGCGCCGAAUACAACAGGUUUAGACCUUACUGUGAAAUGCUUACUUACAAGCCCUUAACCAACAGUGCAGUUCAAGAAAGAGUUAAGAAAAUAUUUACCAAAUAAACUAAAGUAAAAAAUACAAGUAACACAAAAUAACAGUAACGAGGCUAUAUACAGGGUACAGAGUCAAUGAUACCUGGGAUUGUAUUCACAGUGUUAUAUUACGAGUCCUUAAUAUAGGAUCAGUUUGGCCCUUAGAUCAUAAUGAUUUCUAUUACAUGGUCAGCCCAGCCAGUCAAUCAACCUUCGAAAAAAGCGUCUAGACAAUAUUUCCCCAUGCUGCUAGCCUAGCAUUGGUUUGGGUACAGCGGGGUAAUAGCUAAGUCUCGCUGUCUGACUUGUUCAACAUGUUGCAGUUUUUUAGUGAUCUCCACCGUGUCACGCAUAUAUGAACGUGACGAUACUGACAGCUUCUCUGAUCCAGGGCAAAUGGAUUUAUCAUGACUAUUUAAAAUUAAUAUAUCCAAAGAUAUGCCAAUAUAAACAAAGUUGAAACCAAUGAAAGUGCACAUAGUUUAUCAUUUCAGCUGCUUGAUGUGACUGUGUUAGCUUUUGUUGGCUAACAAAGGAGAAGUAACGUUAGCCUAGCUAUCCCAUAAGGAGAAGUAACGUUAGCCUAGCUAUCCCAUAAGGAGAAGUAACGUUAGCCUAGCUAUCCCAUAAGGAGAAGUAACGUUAGCCUAGCUAUCCCAUAAAUAUCUUAUUGACUCGACAAUCAGCUGGUUGUUGCCUAUUUAUAAAAUAUUUAUUAAAACCAUUAUUUAUUGAA